GAAUAGACAUAGCUACGAAAGCAAACUCGAGCUCAUGGAAUUUAUUACAGUACGAGUUUAGAGAAACUGCUUCCUCAAACAUGGCGUUUUCUCUGUAAUGCCAGGCGUCAGUGGUCCGCCGGAGGCAGAAGAGCAAGAAGAAGAAGAAGAAGAAGAAGAACAUCAAGCGCCAACGCGGCCUGCACUACAAAUUUGUCUUCUUCCUUCAAUCUUCCGAUCUGCCAGUUUGUUUUUUGCACAGUUGCAUCGUCUCCUUCUGAUUUCUUUCUUUAAUUCUGCUCUUCUUCGCUUCUGAAUUUCUAAUCAUGACUCCCAAGUGGGGCUUCCCGCCGUCGGUGGCGCCGCGCCCUGCGAGAAUGCCGAUGGCCGCGAAAUGUGAAGGUGUUGGACUCGGAGGCGUUUUCUCCGAUGGAAACUGUGGUGGAUUCCCCUCGUUUCUUCCCAAGGAGGUCGCCAAAAUCAAAGACCCGUUUGCCAGAACCAUGGCUCGGAAAAUCCAGCGGCUACCGAUCACAUUAUCUGAAACUCGCAUUCUGAGCAGCUGUGUUGAACCGUUAAUGAGAAGUGAGAAGCAUCCAGUGGUUCUGCUUCAUUGCUUUGACAGUUCUUGUUUGGAAUGGAGUUACACAUUUCCUCUGCUUGAAGAGGCUGGACUCGAAACCUGGGCUGUUGAUGUUCUUGGAUGGGGCUUUUCUGACUUGGAUAGUCUUCCACCGUGUAAUGUGCAAACGAAGUGUGCUCAUCUAUACCAGUUUUGGAAGUCGUACAUCAAGAGGUCAAUGGUAUUAGUUGGACCAAGCCUUGGUGCCGCCGUUGUACUUGACUUUGCAGCUAAUCACCCAGAAGCUGUGGAAAAGCUGGUUUUGAUCAAUGCUUGUGUGUAUAGUAAGUGCACUGGGCACCCUACAAAGCUGCCGAAGAUGGUAGCAUAUGCUGGGGUUUCUUUGUUGAAAACCAUCCCAUUGCGCCUCUUCGCAAAUACGUUAGCUUUCAAUGACCUUUCGCUUGCUCGAAGUCUAGAAUGGACUAAUGUUGGCCGUUUGCACUGUCUAUUGCCUUGGUGGGAAGAUGCAACUGUUAAUUUUAUGAACAGUGGAGGAUAUAAUGUCACUUCCCAAAUUAAACAGGUCAAGCAAAGAGCGCUUAUCAUUGCAGGCGAAGAUGACAGAAUUAUUCCCUAUAAAGAUGCUGUGAGGCUACACUGUGAACUGCCAAAUGCAAUAAUGCGAACAAUAACAGAUAGUGGUCAUCUGCCUCAUGUGGACAGUCCUGCAUCUGUUUCUAAGCUUAUUACAGAUUUUGUCUUACGUGAUUCCUGCUAGCCCCACUUCUUUAUAAUAUAUAUAUAUAUAUAUAUAUAUAAAUACAUAUUACACGUUUUGUUUUGUUUUGUUUU
Messenger RNA from Momordica charantia (bitter melon), 1396 nucleotides. RefSeq names its product alpha/beta-Hydrolases superfamily protein. Gene Ontology annotation, molecular function: catalytic activity. The record is from RefSeq and is a predicted model, not a curated record. NCBI's taxonomy places the organism in Eukaryota, Viridiplantae, Streptophyta, Magnoliopsida, Cucurbitales, Cucurbitaceae.